Messenger RNA from Mycena citricolor, 2559 nucleotides. The record is from the annotation of a GenBank genome assembly. NCBI's taxonomy places the organism in Eukaryota, Fungi, Basidiomycota, Agaricomycetes, Agaricales, Mycenaceae.
CAGUGGCUGGUGUGGAGACCUCAGCGACCGUUUCAUGGCCAGGACACUCCGCCGCGCUGCAAUCAUAUCAGCCACCCUGAUCAGCUUCGCGGUGGAGGACCACGAGGGAGGCUAACAGAAGGACGCACAUUCGACCCAGAAGGGAGGGGAGCGGCAGUAACAAGAUCCGGCACUAGUGCACAAGACCAGAGCAUAUGUAUACGCGCCCGCAAAGGGAGUGGUAGUCCAACAGCUUCUUCACGCACUGCACGGGUUUCCCGGCUCAUCCGUGCCACGCGCACGCCGCCUGUCUAGAAAAGCACCGGCACAUCCGGGCAGUGUGGCUGGGUGAGACGAAGGCCCAGCGAGUCAAGCCCGGAGUCAAACGCCGUUCCAUGUAGAACGUGUCAUCAGCAAUCACCAUGCAAUCCACUGCGGGACCCAUUGGCGUGUGGGGCAGUGCUGGCGCAUCGACAUCGGCGCUACCGAAAGUCCGACGCGAUGAUUGAUUGUCGGGUGUCGCGGGAGAGGCGGUGGACGACGUUUUCCGGGCAGCGUGGGUCCUCCUCAUGAGAGUGUCCGAGCAGCAUAUGAUCUUUCCCCGUUCCUUCCUCCCGACCGGGGCGUUGCUUUAAUUGCCACGUGCAAUGUGCGUGACAGGCGGAGGCCAGAGAUUGGGAUAGAACGAAGGCCGUCGGGGACGCGUGUGCAUGGCUCCAGAGAUGGACGGCAGGCAGUUGAUAUCGUGCAAGAACAUCCAGGUGAGUCCUCGAGAAAAAGAAGCGGAUUGCGAACCGAUCAGUGGCGGGUACGAGCCAUCAGAGGGAAAUGAUGCUGUGCAGUCACGUGAUCUUCUUCUGGACGGCAAGUAAUUGAGGAAAUUAGCAUAAGAAAUCAGAUCGAUUGUCGAUGUCUGUGUCAUUGGCACCCGGCGUGGACGGGCAUGAGAGUUCAGAUUGAAUCUACUUGGUCAAUAUGCAAUGCAUCAAUCUACCUCAACUGGUAUGAGAUGUUGAGGACUGACAUCUGCAGUGCUGUCGAGCGGCUCGCCAACGAAGCGCCCACUCGCUGUGCUGAACCUCCCGAAGAUUUGAUUCGCAUGAAGAGCUUUGGGUCGGGGGCUCUCGUCUCCCGGCUUACGCAGUGCAGCGCGCAGUUGUUUCGCGAUCCUCUUCCGCCAGCACGCAUCCUGACCCCACUCUCAAACGCCCCACAAGUAGACUGUCGGACCAUGGACCUGGCUGCGACGGAACGCGUGCCGUCGCUCUGGUUCUUGGACGGGAACAUCGUCAUCAGCGUGCGCGGCGUGCUCUUCCGCGUGUUCCGUGGCAUACUCGCGGCUCAUUCGAGCGUCCUUGCGGAGAUGCUCGCUGCCGAUGCGGAAGAGGGCACGGAGAGCAAGCGGGAGAUGGUGGAUGGGUGCCCGGUUCUCGUGCUGGACGACUCGGCGGCAGACAUGAUGUAUUUUCUAAAAGCGCUUUUCGACUACGAAUUCUUCGCGCCCUAUCCGGCAAAAACAGACUUCGACGCCAUCCACGGCGUUCUUCGGCUUGGCACUAAAUAUCGCGUAGAGCCCCUGCGUCGACGGGCAUUACAACAUCUUUCCUCAGUACACCCGACAAGCCUGUUGGCAUGGGAUGCCCUCUGCGCGACUUCACCCUCCGCUUCCACGUCCUCCCUGGGCUCAUCUACCUCUGCCUCUGCAGCCCCGGCCCCUGCACCAAGGUCGCCCACAACCCGCGCCCCGGCACUGGCGCUGGCACUGACGGAUCCCUACGCCGCCGGCCCCUCCUUCGACUUCUCGCACCUCGAGCUCCCCAUCAUUGCACUCGCACGCGCCGCCUCCGCCCCGUGGAUCCUCCCCACCGCCUUCCUGCGUGCCUUGGCGGUCCUGUCCACCAGCGACAUCCUCGGUGGGAUCGACUACACCGGCGUGCACGUCGAGCUGGAGCGCGCCGACAAGCUGCUCCUGCUGGAUGCGCGCGGGAUGGGCGAGCAGGUCAGCGAUGUGCUCGGCUUCCUGUGGAGCCCCAUGGCAAUCCCCGGGUGUACGGGGCGGAGCGGGUCCGACGGUGGCACCGGCAUGUCGGCGUGCACAGCUGAUCGCAUGGCGGUGAGAGCUGCGGCCGAGCGGUGGAGGGCGGAUGGGCUGUUCCCGAUCGCUAUUAGCACGGGUCCAGUGCCGGGCACUUUCGCAGAGGACGACGAGCAGGACGACAAAGACAUGGAUCAAGAUCCAGAUGAUUCUGGCCGGGCGAUCUGGUCCGAGGAGGACUUUACUCGACUCCGGGUUUGCUCGACGUGCAUGGCCUACAUGCGUGCGGAUUGGACGUCUCGUAGGGAACGAUUCUGGGAACGUCUUCCUGCUGUGUGGGGAUUGCACAAGUGGGAGGAGCUUGAGAGAAUGAGGCGGGAGAGUGGAUGUUAGACGUAAGAAAAUAGACAAGCUUUGCUUCAUCCACCUGCACUUUGUAUAUCGCACCGAAUCUGACUGUAUUUCUAUUGAUUGUCUGACCCAAGUCUCAGAAGUCACUAUGGACUAGCUCACUUUUCGAUAAUGUGUGAUCAUGUAUGAAUGAG